AUGACCAAGCUCCCUUCACAGGCGGCAUGCCGCGCCUGCCUCGGUGCCCGUCAGACAGCCCAGCCGGCUCAGAUCCAGGCGAGGGUGCCGCAAGUCACUUCGAGGUUGCACGCCCGUGCCCACAGCCUCCACACUGCGACAGCGCUGGCCUCGUCGGUGCGUUCGGCCGCCAGCCUGCAUUCAUCGCUUCACUCGAGAGCUUUCUCGUCCUCUCCGCUCCACAACUUCAGCGGGUCGCGCGUCUCUCACUUGCCGACCACCAUCACGAUCCUAGGCAAAGAGUACCCGACCGACGAUUAUACCAACAUCCCCGACUCGAUCCUCUCGAGACUGGCGCCUUCGCCCACGUUGCCCUACACAUCUAAUCACCCGCUCGCACUGCUGCGUGACCAGAUCGAGGCGUCCAUCGGCCCGAACUAUACUCCCAUUCAGGCAACCUCGCCUGUAGUCUCCACGGAGCUCAACUUCGAUGACCUCGGCAUCGCGGCCGACCACCCUGGCCGAAGUCCGACGGAUACGUACUACGUGAACCGCGACACAUGUCUGCGCACGCACACGUCGGCACACGAGGUGCAGACGUUCCGCAAUAAGCACGAGCGCUGGUUGUUGACCGCCGACGUGUACCGCCGCGACGAGAUCGAUGCGUCGCACUACCCGAUCUUCCACCAGGUCGAGGGUGCGGCCAUCUUUGCACACGAAGACUACGCACCCGGCGGCAAGGUGGAGAGAGAGUGCAUCGAGAUGGAGCGAAAGCUGGCAGGAGCCAACUUUGAGAUCGAGGACGUCGUCGGGCUGUCGGAGGCGGGAGGGUACCAGAGCCAUCACGACCCGCGCGAGGCGGCGUUGGCAGUACGUCAUCUCAAGGCGACGCUCAACGGGCUGGCGUUGGACCUGUUCGGCGAGCGCCAUGCAUUCGAUGCGGCACAGAAGGGAGGCGGGUCGGAGCCACUGCGCGUGCGAUGGAUCCCGGCCUUCUUCCCGUUCACGUCGCCGUCGUACGAGGUGGAGGUGUGGUUCCGCGGCAAGUGGCUCGAGAUCCUCGGCAGCGGCGUGGUGCAGCAAAAGACGCUCGACAAGGCGGGCGUGCCCGAUCGCCUCGGAUGGGCAUUUGGACUGGGCUUGGAGCGCAUUGCAAUGGUGCUCUACUCUAUCCCGGACAUCCGGCUCUUCUGGACAAAGGACCCGCGAUUCCUGGGUCAGUUUGCCAGCGCACCCACCAACCAGGUCUCGGCAGCAGGCGGUAAGGCUCCCUCCACCAAAGCCUCCAAGCCGAAGCUGCUCACGUUCAAGCCAUACUCCAAGUACCCGCCGUGCUACAAGGACGUAUCGUUCUGGCUGCCGCAGGAGCGCAAGUUCCACGAAAACGACCUAUUCGAGAUCGUUCGCGACCGGGUAGGAGACCUGGUGGAGGACGUGGUCAAGAUCGACGACUUUGUUCAUCCCAAGACGAAGAAGCAGAGUCUGUGCUACCGCAUCAACUACCGCUCCAUGGACCGAUCGCUGGAGAACGAAGAGGUGAACCAGCUCCACUCUGAUGUGCUCAACAGGCUCGUUGACCAGCUCGCCAUCGAGAUUCGUUAG
Moesziomyces antarcticus is the source of this 1581-nucleotide messenger RNA. RefSeq names its product phenylalanyl-tRNA synthetase. Lineage: Eukaryota; Fungi; Basidiomycota; Ustilaginomycetes; Ustilaginales; Ustilaginaceae. Gene Ontology annotation, molecular function: phenylalanine-tRNA ligase activity; ATP binding; tRNA binding. The record is from RefSeq and is a predicted model, not a curated record. The transcript has a single exon. Gene Ontology annotation, biological process: phenylalanyl-tRNA aminoacylation. The coding region runs from base 1 to 1581 and encodes 526 amino acids. Gene Ontology annotation, cellular component: mitochondrion; cytoplasm.